CGUUUUCCUAUUACCGACAUCUAUGUGUGGCUAUGAACUUGCCCCAUCAAACAAAGUUCUAGAAUAACUCUGGUACGAGGGAGUUUGCAAGGAGACGGGAAAUGAGCAGCAAAACCGCGAGAAUAGAGAGACUCGUCAGUUGUUGUUAUCUCCAAUGACCAGCUCACGGCAUGCCAGGUACAUAGUAAGCCGCAAAUCGGAUUUUCCAAAUGAAGAUUUGUGCUACCUUAUAAGGGUCUCUCUCUCCAUACUUUGCAUGCGGACUUUUUGCAUUACUCAAUAGAUUAGAUAAAUGUCACCGAUUAACCGAAAGUGCCUACGAACCCCUUUGGAUCUGCAGACGAUUAUAAUUCCAUGUCUCCUGUUGGGAAAUAAGAAAAAAAGAAAACAAUUAAGGAAGUUCUCAGCAAAGAGAAGAAACUUGAAUACAGACUAAUAGUUGAUAUCCCGGGUUUCGAGAAGUAUACAACACUCCCGUCGUUACCUUAAAAAAAAAGUAUGGCUGAUCAAGCAAUGGAGCCCAUUGAGCUUACGACAUCCGAGGAUGUCAAAGCGUGCGCUUCUUUUGAAGAGAUGAAGCUUAAAGAGGACUUGUUACGUGGUAUUUAUGCCUAUGGCUAUGAGACUCCUAGUGCUAUUCAAAGUCGUGCUAUAACACAAAUUUGUAAGGGCCGAGACGUGAUUGCUCAAGCACAAUCUGGUACCGGUAAAACUGCCACAUUCUCUAUUGGUAUCUUACAGUCCAUCGACUUAAGCGUUCGCGAAACGCAAGCACUCAUUCUUUCACCCACACGCGAACUGGCUGUACAAAUUCAAAACGUCGUUUUGGCUUUGGGUGAUCAUAUGAAUGUUCAGUGCCACGCAUGUAUCGGUGGUACUUCCGUCGGAAAUGAUAUAAAAAAGUUGGAUUACGGACAACAUGUUGUCUCUGGAACACCUGGUCGUGUUACAGACAUGAUACGUCGCCGAAACCUUCGGGUUCGGAAUGUGAAAAUGCUGGUUCUUGAUGAAGCCGAUGAGCUAUUAAAUCGUGGUUUUAAAGACCAAAUUUACGAUAUAUAUCGUUAUCUUCCUCCUGGAACCCAAGUUGUUGUUGUUAGUGCCACGUUACCACAAGAUGUUCUUGAGCUUACAAAUAAAUUUACGACUGAUCCAGUGCGCAUCUUGGUGAAGCGUGACGAACUCACCUUGGAAGGACUGAAACAAUACUUUAUUGCCGUCGAAAAAGAAGAAUGGAAGUUUGACACGCUCUGUGAUCUUUACGAUACUCUUACUAUUACGCAAGCAGUCAUUUUCUGUAACUCACGGCGGAAAGUAGACUGGCUUGCGGAAAAGAUGCGUGAAGCAAAUUUUACUGUUACGAGCAUGCACGGUGAAAUGCCUCAAAAAGAAAGAGACGCAAUUAUGCAAGAAUUCAGACAGGGCCACUCUCGAGUCUUACUAUGUACUGACAUUUGGGCUCGUGGUAUUGAUGUUCAGCAAGUGUCUUUGGUCAUUAACUACGAUCUCCCAAGCAACAGAGAGAACUAUAUUCACCGAAUUGGUCGUAGUGGUCGGUUUGGUCGCAAGGGUGUUGCUAUCAAUUUCGUUACCAAUGACGACGUGCGCAUUCUUCGUGAUAUUGAGCAGUAUUACUCAACCGUUAUCGACGAAAUGCCUAUAAACAUUGGCGACAUGGUUUAAAUAUGCUAACAAUAAACAAAAUGAUUUUGGGCUUUGGGUACACUUUGUCAGCGAACGUGUAAAACAGUAAUAGCAUUAAGAACUUGUCAAUCUAAAAUAAAAUGAAGAAGAAAACAGAAAUAUAUAUACAAUCAUAAAUG
Molecule: messenger RNA, 1823 nt
Organism: Schizosaccharomyces japonicus yFS275
Lineage: Eukaryota; Fungi; Ascomycota; Schizosaccharomycetes; Schizosaccharomycetales; Schizosaccharomycetaceae
Product: ATP-dependent RNA helicase
Exons: 3
Coding region: 499-1683 (394 amino acids)
Cellular component (GO): chromatin; nucleolar chromatin; nucleus
Molecular function (GO): RNA helicase activity; nucleotide binding; ATP binding
Source: RefSeq, a predicted model, not a curated record